Molecule: messenger RNA, 1111 nt
Organism: Impatiens glandulifera
Lineage: Eukaryota; Viridiplantae; Streptophyta; Magnoliopsida; Ericales; Balsaminaceae
Product: aquaporin PIP1-3-like
Exons: 4
Coding region: 73-933 (286 amino acids)
Biological process (GO): transmembrane transport; response to water deprivation
Cellular component (GO): plasma membrane; vacuole; plasmodesma
Molecular function (GO): water channel activity
Source: RefSeq, a predicted model, not a curated record
UCUUAUAAGUUAUAUCUCAGCAUUCACCACUUGCACUAAAAAGCCUCUGAAAGAAAGCUUGAGAACUCAACAAUGGAGCAAAAGGAAGAAGAUGUAAGACUUGGAGCCAACAAAUUUUCUGAAAGGCAGCCAAUUGGAACUGCAGCUCAAACAGACAAAGACUACAAAGAAGCACCACCGGCUCCUUUCUUUGAACCAGGAGAACUAAGUUCAUGGUCCUUUUACAGAGCUGGAAUAGCCGAAUUCAUAGCCACUUUCCUCUUCCUUUACAUCACUGUUCUAACUGUAAUGGGUGUUUCAAGAGCACCUAACAAAUGUGCUUCAGUGGGUAUUCAAGGAAUUGCUUGGGCUUUCGGUGGUAUGAUCUUUGCCCUGGUUUACUGUACUGCUGGAAUCUCAGGAGGACAUAUUAAUCCAGCAGUGACAUUUGGGUUGUUCUUGGCAAGGAAACUUUCUUUGACUAGGGCAGUGUUCUAUAUAGUGAUGCAAACUCUUGGAGCAAUAUGUGGAGCUGGAGUAGUUAAGGGUUUUCAACCAAAUCUGUAUGAAACUUUGGGUGGUGGUGCUAAUGUAGUGAAUCAUGGUUAUACUAAGGGUUCAGGACUUGGGGCUGAAAUUAUUGGAACUUUUGUCCUGGUUUACACUGUCUUUUCAGCCACUGAUGCAAAGAGAAGUGCCAGAGACUCCCAUGUUCCUAUUUUGGCUCCACUUCCAAUUGGGUUUGCAGUAUUCUUGGUUCAUUUGGCUACUAUUCCCAUUACUGGAACAGGUAUUAACCCAGCAAGGAGUCUUGGAGCUGCAAUCAUCUACAAUAAGGACCAUGCCUGGGAUGAUCAUUGGAUUUUCUGGGUUGGACCAUUUAUUGGAGCUGCUUUGGCUGCUAUGUAUCACCAGAUUGUCAUCAGAGCUAUUCCUUUCAAGUCCAGGGCUUAAUUUGAUUCUACUUUAGUUUAUUCAUCGAUCCUUUUCUCUUUAAAAUUAUGCUUGUUUUUUCUGUUGUCUUUAAUUAUUAUUAAGAAAGACUUGUGUUUGUUAAUUGAGGAUGUUGUUUGUUUGUAAAUUGAUCACUUAAUUGUGUAUUUGGAGUGUCACAACUAUCAUGAAUUAUUUC